AUGUCUCGCAGCGACACCUUGGGGUUGCCGAACAGGCAGACCUUGAGAAUUUCGUCGCUCGUAACGCGCAGCCGGUUGCAGGUGCCGCAGAAGUGGUGCGUUAUGCUCGUGAUGCACCCGACCCCGCCCCGGGACCCGGGCACCUGUGCCGCCGCCGUCUCCGUUGCCGACAUCGCGGUGCUCGCCGUUCCCUAUGCGGAGGAGGAAGGGCCAAUAGCGCUCAAAGUCGCCAACUGGCUUGGUAAUACUGCUAGAAAGCAGGUCCGAUGUCGUCGCCUGCUUCUUGGCGAUCGUGUGCGCAUCGUAAUCGUAUCAGCCUUCCAGAAUACCCCCACGCAUCGCCGGCGCAAUCUCCCGCAUAGGCUAAAUCGUAACGUGCUGGUCUACAGUGACGACGAUUCGGCGUGCGAGAUCGCGGGCGAGCUCGCCUCGCCUGGUGGCAUCAGGGCUGAGCAGGCUAGCCCUCUAGCCAAUUCCGUUGCCGCGGAGGCGCUUACCUUUGUGCUGAUCUUAAUCAACCGCCGCUACGGUAUCGCGAGAUCCGGCAUUUAG
Molecule: messenger RNA, 552 nt
Organism: Phialemonium atrogriseum
Lineage: Eukaryota; Fungi; Ascomycota; Sordariomycetes; Cephalothecales; Cephalothecaceae
Exons: 3
Coding region: 1-552 (183 amino acids)
Source: RefSeq, a predicted model, not a curated record